Molecule: messenger RNA, 1662 nt
Organism: Diprion similis
Lineage: Eukaryota; Metazoa; Arthropoda; Insecta; Hymenoptera; Diprionidae
Product: cytochrome P450 6a2-like
Exons: 6
Coding region: 16-1560 (514 amino acids)
Molecular function (GO): heme binding; monooxygenase activity; oxidoreductase activity, acting on paired donors, with incorporation or reduction of molecular oxygen
Source: RefSeq, a predicted model, not a curated record
UUACAGCCGAGAACCAUGGCACUCAUUACAACAGGGGUCCUCCUCCAAGUUCUUGCAUUUCUCGUCAUAUUCAUCGGUGCAACGUGCAGCUACCUCACGCAUGUUGCCUACGAUUACUGGAAUUCAAAAGGGAUUGUCCAGUCCAAACCGAUGACACCGUUUGGAAGCUUGUGGCCGGUCUUCAGUUCGCAAAAAUCUAUUGGUGAAAUGUUACGCGAUGGAUAUCUGCGUUUCAGGAAAAAUCGCAUCUUUGGAAUAUACUCGUUCUACAAGCCUAACUUGGUCAUAUGUGACCCUGACAUCAUCCGUUUUGUGCUGACAAAAGAGUUUUCACGAUUCCAAGACCGCGGGAUGUACUACAACGAGGAAUACGAUCCGAUGUCAGCCCACCUGUUCCUGAUUGGUGGAACAAAAUGGCGAAAUUUGCGAAUAAAGUUUACCCCAACGUUCACGUCCGGUAAGAUGAAGCAAAUGUUCAGCACGGUGAAAGACACCGCGGACAAUUUGGGCAAGUGUUUAGCAGAAGAAGUGCAGAAGAACGGACUGAUAGAAAUCAGGGAUCUCGUGGCAAGGUUUUCCACAGAUGUGAUCGCGUCGGUUGCUUUUGGAAUAGAAUGCAACAGUCUUCAGAAUCCAAUGGCAGAAUUUCGUACCUGGGGUAGAAAGGUUUUGGAACCUAGGCCAGUCAAGAACACAUUAUUUGCGUUGUGUCCAGCAGUGUUGAAGUUCUUCAACGCCACCAUGACGGACAAAGGGGCGUCCGAUUUCUUCAUUAAAGCAUUCAAAGACACCGUAGAGUACAGAACAGCUAACAACGUCGUUCGAAAAGACUUUUUGGACCUGAUUAUGCAGCUAAUGAACAAGGGUUACAUCAAUCCUGACGAGAGCAAGGGGGACGUGUUCGCCUCAGAAUCCCGCGAGAAGAUCACUAUACUGGAGGGAGCAGCGCAGGCAUUCGUUUUCUGGAUCGCCGGAUUCGAAACAUCGUCGACAACGGUGACACACUGCACUUACGAGAUGGCACUGAAUCAGGAAAUUCAGGAUAAACUAGCCAACGAAAUAAACACGGUGCUGGAAAGAUUCGGAGGUUUGACUUACGAGAGCAUAAAUGAGAUGCCUUAUCUGCACAAAGUGGUUUCAGAGACCCUGAGAAAGUACCCAUCAGUUCCACUUCUCAACAGAGAAUGCAAUCGCGAGGUUGAACUGCUUGACACUGGCUUUGUCGUUCCAACUGGAACCCCGAUAAUCGUUCCGGUUCUAGGGAUCCAUUUCGACCCUGACAUUUAUCCUGAUCCAGACAAAUUCGACCCGGAACGAUUCAGCGAAGAAAACAUCGCCAAAAGACACAAAUACGCUUACCUUCCAUUCGGCGAAGGUCCCAGAAACUGCAUCGGAAUGAGAUUCGGCCUCCUCCAAACAAAAAUUGGUCUUAUCACCUUGUUCUCAAAGUAUCGUUUUAAGCCGGGACCAGACACCAAGGUGCCCCUACCAGUCGACAAAGGAAACAUACUACACGGCCCUCUCGGCGGAGUGACAUUUAAAGUCGAGGAGAGAUACUGAUUAUAUAUAUAAGAUAAAUCGGUGGUUUUUGUCGUCGCCGUUCUUAGUGUUUUAUCUGUAAUGAUAAGCUGUUAUUUUUUAUCCGAUACCUUGCAAAAAGGU